Molecule: messenger RNA, 417 nt
Organism: Synchytrium microbalum
Lineage: Eukaryota; Fungi; Chytridiomycota; Chytridiomycetes; Synchytriales; Synchytriaceae
Exons: 5
Coding region: 1-417 (138 amino acids)
Biological process (GO): retrograde transport, endosome to Golgi; endoplasmic reticulum to Golgi vesicle-mediated transport
Cellular component (GO): Golgi membrane; endoplasmic reticulum; COPII-coated ER to Golgi transport vesicle
Source: RefSeq, a predicted model, not a curated record
AUGUGGCUGACAGAUACUCAAAAAAUUGGCGUCGGGCUAACAGCCUUUGGCCUAUUUUUCAUGUUCCUGGGUAUCUUGCUGUUCUUUGAUGCUGGACUAUUGGCCAUAGGCAACAUACUCUUCCUCGGAGGCCUGACGCUCGUUAUUGGAAUGGCCAAAACAGCAACCUUCUUUAUGAGAAAGAACAAACUCAGAGGGACUGUGUGCUUUCUUGGUGGUAUACUACUCGUAUUUAUAAAAUGGCCAAUGAUCGGAAUGGUUGUGGAAUUAUUUGGAUUUGUGAAUCUCUUUGGGGACUUUUUCCCAGUGGUUAUUGGAUUUCUGAGGCGGCUACCCUUCAUCGGGACAAUAUUAGCUAUACCCGCUGUCUCUAAUGUUCUCGAUAGAAUAGCAGGACCAACCAAACUGCCGGUGUAA